AUGAAUUAGAAAGAAAGACAUUAAAAAGAAGAUGAAGAUGAUUCUGCACUUAACAUAUCAAGUACUGAACCAUUAGAACUUGAUGAUUAAUAUACAAAACCAAAAUCAAUUUUUUGGGGAAAAUGCCAUCCUAUGAUUUUUAGAAAGGGAAAACCUACUAUUGUUAUUGGACCUCAUUGUAUUUAAUAAUUUGAUUAAAGGGCCUUUAUUUAUUUGUGCUUUUCUUUUAUUCUUUUUUAUAGGAGGUCUCUUUAUUAUCAUUCGAUUCAAUGAAAAUCCAUUAAUAUUUUAUACUACUAUUCUUGUUGGUAUUAAUCAAUGUGUAAGUUACAUAAUUGUUUCACUUAUUAAUCCAGGUGUUGCAAAUGUAGAAAGAAAUGAUAAUGAAAAAAAUUAAGAUAAUAGCUAAAAAACAUGGUAAACUAUUCUAAUAUAAAAAAGGUAUUGCAAAGUUUGUAAAUUGAUUUAAGCCAAAGAGACCUAACAUUGUUUAGAUUGUGAUAUUUGUAUUUAUGAAUUCGAUCAUCAUUGUCCAUGGACUGGUAAAUGUAUUGGAAAAGGCAAUAUUAAAUAAUUUUAUUAUUUUAUCUUAAGUACUAUUGUAUUUAUUAUUUUUAACCUUGUGUUAACUUUGCUAAAAAUUAAAGAAUAAGAAUCUAAAAUGCAAAAAUAAUAAUGA
Molecule: messenger RNA, 679 nt
Organism: Paramecium sonneborni
Lineage: Eukaryota; Ciliophora; Oligohymenophorea; Peniculida; Parameciidae
Source: the annotation of a GenBank genome assembly